This is a messenger RNA of Aspergillus glaucus CBS 516.65, 2105 nucleotides long. It is a transcript of the gene cprA, whose product is annotated as NADPH--hemoprotein reductase cprA. Gene Ontology annotation, cellular component: cytosol. The transcript is spliced from 3 exons. NCBI's taxonomy places the organism in Eukaryota, Fungi, Ascomycota, Eurotiomycetes, Eurotiales, Aspergillaceae. Gene Ontology annotation, molecular function: NADPH-hemoprotein reductase activity; FMN binding; flavin adenine dinucleotide binding. The record is from RefSeq and is a predicted model, not a curated record. The coding region runs from base 410 to 1951 and encodes 513 amino acids.
GGUUCCUACUGGGCGGUCCCUAAGACCUCUACUGCGACUCCGGCCGCGAACGGAGUCGCAAAGCCUGGCAAAACCAGGAACAUUGUGGAAAAGAUGGACGAGACUGGCAAGAACUGUGUUAUUUUCUAUGGAUCGCAGACCGGAACCGCCGAGGACUAUGCGUCUCGGUUGGCUAAGGAAGGAUCGCAACGCUUUGGCCUGAAGACCAUGGUUGCUGAUUUCGAGGAUUACGAUUACGACCACCUGGACACUUUCGGCGAGGAUAAGAUUGCGUUCUUCGUGGUUGCGACUUAUGGUGAGGGUGAGCCCACAGACAACGCGGCCGACUUCUACCAGUUUGCCACUUCCGACGACGUGGCUUUCGAGAGCGGUGCCGCCGCGGAUGACAAGCCUCUGUCUUCGAUGAAGUAUGUCGCCUUUGGUCUCGGAAACAACACCUAUGAGCACUACAACGCUAUGGUCCGUCACAUCGAUACUGCCCUCACGAAGCUGGGUGCGAAGCGCGUUGGUGCUGCCGCCCAUGUGGGCUGCUCUAUCGGAAUCUAUGACUUUGGAAGAACGUGACGCUGUCUACGAACCGGUAUUCUCUGUUUCGGAGGAUGACUCGACCAGCCCUGAUGAUGAGAAUGUCUACCUCGGUGAACCGACUCAAAGCCAUCUGGAAGGUCAGCCCAAGGGCCCGUUCUCUCCGCACAACCCGUUCAUUGCUCCCAUUGUCGAAUCUCGUGAAUUGUUCAACGUCAAGGACCGGAACUGUCUGCACAUGGAAAUCAGCAUCGCUGGAAGUGGCCUCAACUACCAGACUGGUGAUCACAUCGCAGUGUGGCCGACCAACGCCGGAAUUGAAGUCGAUCGGUUCCUCCAGGUCUUCGGCGUCGAGGACAAGCGUGGCACGGUUAUCAACGUCAAGGGUCUCGAUGUUACCGCUAAGGUCCCCAUUCCGACUCCCACCACCUAUGAUGCCGCCGUUCGUUACUACUUGGAAAUCUGCGCUCCCGUGUCCCGUCAGUUCAUUGCGACUCUGGCUGCUUUCGCUCCCGAUGAGGAGACCAAGGCAGAGAUCGUGCGCCUGGGUAGCGACAAGGAUUACUUCCACGAAAAGAUCACUGACAAGUGCUACAACAUCGCCCAGGCCUUGCAGAGCCUCACCUCCAAGCCGUUUACUGCCGUCCCGUUCUCGCUGGUCAUCGAAGGUAUCAACAAGCUCCAGCCUCGCUACUAUUCCAUUUCGUCUUCGUCUGUGGUGCAGAAGGAUAAGAUCAGUAUCACUGCUGUCGUCGAAUCCACUCAACUGCCUGGUGCUUCCCACAUUGUCAAGGGCGUCACUACGAACUAUCUCCUGGCCCUGAAGCAGAAGCAGAACGGUGACCCCUCGCCUGAUCCUCAUGGUUUGACCUACGACAUCACCGGCCCUCGCAACAAGUACGAUGGAAUCCACGUGCCUGUCCAUGUCCGUCACUCGAACUUCAAGCUUCCCUCGGACCCUUCGAAGCCGAUUAUCAUGGUUGGUCCCGGUACCGGUGUCGCUCCUUUCCGUGGUUUCAUCCAAGAACGUGCUGCUUUGGCUGCGAAGGGCCAGAAGGUUGGCACUACGCUUUUGUUCUUUGGUUGCCGCAAGAGUGAUGAAGAUUUCUUGUAUAAUGAUGAGUUCAAGACCUACCAAGACCAGCUUAGUGACUCCCUGAAGAUCGUCACGGCGUUUUCGCGUGAAGGUUCCCAGAAGGUGUAUGUCCAGCACCGGUUGCGCGAACAAGCCACUCUCGUCAGCGAUCUCCUCAAGCAGAAGGCCAACUUCUAUGUCUGUGGAGAUGCAGCUAACAUGGCCCGGGAAGUCAACCUCGUCCUUGGCCAGAUCAUUGCCGAACACCGUGGCUUUGGACCUGAACGGGGUGAGGAAAUGGUCAAGCACAUGCGCAGCAGCGGUAGCUACCAGGAAGACGUCUGGUCAUGAUAUUUCCUUGCAUUGACUCCGUUUGUUCGAGUUCCUUUUUAUUUUUUGUUUUUUAUUUUUCUCUGAUACAUAUAUGUCUUUUUACAUUAUUGUUUUUCUUUCGGGACUCUUUUCCCAUCUGGACGAUAUCGCAUAUAUUCCCCCGCCUGAUUCU